ACCCAGGACGGCGGAGACACAUGUCCCACAGGGAGAUGGGACAGAGGUUCUGAUGGCCUGGCGUCCUGCCCAGGUCUCAGAGCCAGGCAGGUGUGGGGCUCGGGGUCCGGGGCAGGGGCCACGGAGGGAGGAGAGGGACGCCGGACCUGCCUGAAGUGAGCCCCAGCAGGGCACAGAGGGACUGCCCCCCACAGCCCCCGGGAAGCUUAUCCCCGCCUUUGCCAGAGGGAAGCGAGCGGAAGGGGCCGGCCGUGAGCCCGCGUGCAGGGCAGACUUGCAGGCAGCCUCAGCAGCCAGAGGGUCUUCCCGCCCUCAGGACCAGCGUCACCUCCCCCGGGAAGCCGCCCUUCCCACCACUCCCAGGGCCCGGAGCGGUCUCAUCCCGGCGGGUAGCCCGUGCACACCUGACCCCCGUCUCCACGCAGGGUCGGACUGGGGUCCUAGCAGCUGGCGCGAGCCUUCCCGUCCCCCGUGCCGCCAAGAUGCCCGAGCAGAGCAACGACUACCGCGUGGUGGUGUUCGGGGCGGGCGGCGUGGGCAAGAGCUCGCUGGUGCUGCGCUUCGUGAAGGGCACCUUCCGCGACACGUACAUCCCCACUGUGGAGGACACCUACCGGCAGGUCAUCAGCUGCGACAAGAGCGUGUGCACACUGCACAUCACCGACACCACGGGCAGCCACCAGUUCCCCGCCAUGCAGCGGCUGUCCAUCUCCAAGGGCCACGCCUUCAUCCUGGUCUUCUCCGUCACCAGCAAGCAGUCCCUGGAGGAGCUGGGACCCAUCUACCAGCUCAUCGUGCAGAUCAAGGGCACAGUGGAGGACAUCCCCGUCAUGCUGGUGGGCAACAAGUGUGACGAGACGCAGCGCGAGGUGGACACGUGCGAGGCGCAGGCGCUGGCGCGGCAGUGGAAGUGCGCCUUCAUGGAGACGUCGGCCAAGAUGAACUACAACGUCCGGGAGCUCUUCCAGGAGCUGCUCACGCUGGAGACCCGCCGGCACGUGAGCCUCAGCGCCGAGGGCAAGCGCGCCUGCAAGCCGAAGCGGACAGACCGCGCCAAGGGCAAGUGCGCCCUCAUGUGAGCCGCGGGCCGCCGCGCCACGGGCCCUCCCUCCCCCGUCUGCCUCCCCGUGUCUGUACCCACGCACCCAGUGCUGGGGGCCCCCGCCGUGCGGGAACGCUGCUUCCAGCCGGGACGAGGGGGCGCAGCCUCCGUCUCUGCCCGUCCGCGGUCCGCGUCUCCCUCCCAGGGCCUCCUUCUCGGUUCCCUCCCCGGGGUGCUCCCGCGCCCCCCGCCAGCCUGACCCCCACAUCUGAUCACUGUGACCUCCCGGGGGAGCGCAGAGUGAAGUGCACACCGGUCAGCCUCAGACGGCCUCUCCGCUCCCGUUGGUGUUUAGCACACACCCCCACCCCGUGCCCCCCGCCCCUGACCUGUGCCCCGCUCAGCC
This is a messenger RNA of Tupaia belangeri chinensis (Chinese tree shrew), 1448 nucleotides long. RefSeq names its product DIRAS family GTPase 1 (gene DIRAS1). The record is from RefSeq and is a predicted model, not a curated record. NCBI's taxonomy places the organism in Eukaryota, Metazoa, Chordata, Mammalia, Scandentia, Tupaiidae. Gene Ontology annotation, cellular component: membrane. Gene Ontology annotation, biological process: signal transduction. The transcript has a single exon. Bases 483 to 1079 code for a protein of 198 amino acids. Gene Ontology annotation, molecular function: GTP binding; GTPase activity.